Naegleria gruberi is the source of this 957-nucleotide messenger RNA. RefSeq lists its product as uncharacterized. The record is from RefSeq and is a predicted model, not a curated record. NCBI's taxonomy places the organism in Eukaryota, Heterolobosea, Eutetramitea, Acrasida, Naegleriidae. The coding region runs from base 1 to 957 and encodes 318 amino acids. The transcript has a single exon.
AUGGUUAGGGAAGAGGAAGAUUGGAUGUGUCUUCUUUUUCAAGAUGGAUUAAGAAUGAUUGAUAUUGAAUCGAGAGAAUGGAUUUUGGAACAAGUUGACUUUGAUCAAGAUUGGCAAUAUGUUGCUUGUUCGAAUGUCUAUUCAAAGAAAAAGUCAACCAACUCACAACUUGAAAGAACUAAUGUUUCAAUGAAUUUGAAGAAUUUGAAGGAUUAUAUUGAUUGGAAGGAGUGUAAACAGGCCACUCAUGUAAAUAAGUAUUCCAAGUUUGCCAAAACUGCUGGUAAUAUUCAAUAUUACAAACCAGCUCAACCAAUUGUGAAAAAGAGCAAACUAAGCAAGGGUGUAAUGGACUUUGUUUCGUCUGAGAAUUUUGGAAUGGCCACCAUGUUGGUUUGUCCUCCUUUAAUACUCGCUCAUUGGUAUGCUGUUUAUCAAAAGGAAAGUAUAGAAUUGAAUAGUGCCCAAUAUUUCGAAUCUGAAUGGGUAUUCAAUAAUAGAGAACAAUGCCUGGAAUCAGUUGCCAUUCUAAAGAGUUAUCCUAAAUACAUUCAAAAACAUAUCAACCGAUACAGUCAAGAAGAAUUAGACAAAGUCUUUCCAAAGAAAAUUAUUUCCAAGAGAAUUGCCUACGACUAUAUUCGAAAGCACGGAUUUAACAUUGAAAAAGUUGAAUCCAAAACUGGAUCUACCACUCCUACUUUCUGUAUCAAGUGUGGAUCUGAAAUUUUGAUCGAGUUCAUUUCCUCAUUCCAAUUUUGCCUUAACCUUAUCAAGUUGUUUACUUUCAUGUCAGUUUCAUUCAUUUCAAGAACUAUGGCUCUUUCAGUCAAUAUUCUGUAUGAACAAUUGAGACGUGUCAAUGAAGAAACUUCACACAAUGAGGAACCUUUACAAUCAUCACCAGAUGGAGAAGCCAUUCUUUAUCAUACAAAGUUAAUUUAUUCAUGUGAAUAA